Molecule: messenger RNA, 4671 nt
Organism: Aphis gossypii (cotton aphid)
Lineage: Eukaryota; Metazoa; Arthropoda; Insecta; Hemiptera; Aphididae
Gene: Cad86C
Product: cadherin-86C
Exons: 18
Coding region: 486-4325 (1279 amino acids)
Biological process (GO): homophilic cell-cell adhesion
Cellular component (GO): plasma membrane; catenin complex
Molecular function (GO): cadherin binding; calcium ion binding
Source: RefSeq, a predicted model, not a curated record
GACUUCUUCGGACGGUAGUGCGUCGUAAUGUUUGGUUGUCCGGCGUAUCCACGGCAACACAAUUAGCAUGCAAGUCGUCUAAUGGUCAGAACCGGCUGUGACUACGUCUUUUCAUUUAUAUCAGCACCGUCGAAUCCUCGGGAACAAUAAUACUAAAUAAUAUUGUCGUCGUACAGGUCAGUUAUAAUACAUUCACUUAUGUAAUUAUUUUUGAAAAGAAAACAGUACAAGAUUGUCAUUUUUCUUAAAUAAAUAGUGAUAAAAUGUUACUCGACCUUUGUUUAAUUUGUUUAUGAAUCAUUUUACCGCCACAUCAAAUGCCAGGUGUUCAUUUUCAAGCCACGCGUAUACAGUAAGUUUAUAUACAGUUAAACUUUUAACACCAAACAAUUACUUCAAGUCGUGCUUUUUUAUCUUCGAUAAAAAUCAUCAUCGUCCAAAGUUUAGUGCGAUUAUGAGGCAUGGCAAGUACGCUCUAGCAGCAGAUGAGCGUCUGGACCACAUUGCUGGCGAUGACCGCCGUCGCGGUCGUCAUAGUCGCCGGUAAUUACCCAACGUUCGAAGGAGCCGGCGAUUUUAGAGAUAGCUUGAUGGUGCCAGCCGGCGCGCCUGUUGGGUCACUCAUUUAUCGAUUAAGGGCUUCCGACCACGACAAGGACUAUCCACUGUAUUUCCAAGCCACCGAUUUUGGCAGUUAUGUGAUAAGAAUAGAAAAUCUUCCGUGUCUCCCAAAUACCACGGUCGGUUAUUGUCAGGCAGAUGUGUACUUGGAUCGAGUGCUGAUUCCAGGUCAAACAUUUCAAUUCAGGAUAACAGUGCGAGAUACUAGAGGAGACACCACUACAGUGCCAGUUCGGCUGGUGGCCACCGAAGCUCGGAGUGACGUCGAAACGAUAUUUCCUCACAUUCCUGCAAUCAUCAUCGUACCCGAGGAUGUUAAAGUCAACACUGAGCUAGAAUAUGUGAUCGUCAAGAAAAAUACGGAAUCGAGGAAGUCGGCUACUAUUGAACUAAGGGGAUCUCCGGAGUUGACCAUAGGUCGGUUGCGUAUGAACAAGGACACGACCACUGGUACGAUAUCGGUAUCCCGGCCGCUGGACUUCGAGACCAGGAACAUGUACCGAUUGCAAGUGGUCGCGUUGGACAUGUACGUGGAGAUCGGCAAAGAUUCCAGAAACGCGGCGGCGUUCGAGGUCAUCGUGGUCGUGGAAGACGUGCAAGACACGCCGCCGAUAUUCACCCGACUCGAAACAAUAGUGCAUCUGCAUAACAACAUGUCCAUUGGAGACGUUGUGACCAAAGUAGAGGCAAUUGACGGCGAUAGGGGUCGACCUCGUCGAAUUAAAUACGGUUUGGUGUCGGAAAAUAGGCCUUUCACCGUGUUGUUCGAAAUAGGUCUAUUCUCAGGUGAAAUAAGAUUAAAGAGGUCUAUGUCAGAGCUGAAUAAAAUAACCGGUGGAAAACAGCCAGCCAUAUUGACCGUGAUAGCCGACGAAGAAGUGACCGGGACCGGAGAGCCUACAGCCAUGUCCACCCUGGCCGACUUAGUGCUAAUUCUUGACGACGUGGCCAAUCGUCCGCCGUACUUCCACAACGCAAAUUACGCUUGCCGUUUGAACGAGAAUAGCGAUCAGGGGACGACAUUGACGUUCACUGACGGUUACGUGUUGCAAGUAAACGAUGACAGUACGGGCAAGGAGUCUGUGUACGCGUUGACUUUGGAAAACAAUAACGGAACUUUUGAAGUGACGCCCGCAGUGAUUGACAGACGUGGCCGGUUCACUAUUAUGGUUCGCAACAAUCAUCUAUUGGACUUCGAGAAUACCCGGUCGGUCCGUUUCGAGGUGUUGGCGACGGAGCUGUCCGUGCACGGCGGUGAUGGUGGUGACACGAACCGCACUCGGACUUUAGCCAGGGCACCUGUAAUUGUAUACUUGGACGACGUCAACGAUAAUGCCCCACGAUUCACGAGUGCCGCGUACGACGUCCAGCUGCCAGAGAAUGCCACGGCCGGUGUCCGCGUGACUACCGUCAAGGCCGUGGAUCCGGACACCGGACUGUUUGGCAGCGUUCGGUACACCGCCGUGUUGGGUUUUAAGAACUCGUCGUUGGUGCUCGACCCGAUAACUGGUGUCAUCGUGGUAUCCAACGACAAUCAUGGGUUCGACCGAGAAGAAUCCUCAGAGUACAGAUUAACCGUGGAAGCUCGUGACAUGGACGGAAGUGGCUUGUCAACAACCGUGCCGCUCAACAUACACGUAUUGGACAUAAACGACGAAACGCCAGUUUUCCAGGAUACACCGAUCCAGUUUAUCUUGACACAAGAUAUGCGUAACUUCACAGAACGAGCUUUCAUCAAGGCUAUUGACAAAGACGCAGAAGCCCCAAACAACAUAGUGAGGUACGAGAUAAUAAACGGCAACUACAACAAUCGCUUCACCCUGAAUCCAGAAACCGGAGAACUGUUCAUAUCCAGCGACUUGUACGAUUCAAGCCGGACUAGAAGGGACUCGGCAAACAGCGCGUUCGUUGUACUCACAGUCAGGGCUUAUGAUUUAGGCGUCCCACAUCGGUGGUCUACAACACAAGUGAGAAUUUAUCCACCAUCGUCCGGUGCCAGACAAAUGACCUUUCUUAUCCCUGCUUCAAUGGAUGUUGCGGCUAUGCACAAUUUGUUAGAGCGCCUGACGGGCGGUAAAGUGACUAUUAAUUCAAUAAAGCCUAACUAUGAACACGUCCAACGACCAGUUGCCAGUGCAGAAAAAAAUAUUGUGACCGCCACCGUUGCGUACAAUACAAAUACGGUAAUCGACGUCGAUGAAUUCCGCAAACACAUAGCCCAGUGCAGUAAUGAAGUUCAAAUGGCUCAAGUAGAUAACCGCAACGAUAAAAAUUUGAUUUUCUGGUUGAAUUUAUUAUUAUUGUUAGCCAUACUGUUGGCGGCCUUAUCACUGUUGUUUUGCUGUUGUUAUCAACAAUAUCUUCGAUUUCUUCAUAAUAAACACCAGCACGCUGACCACAUGAAAAACAAAGGGAUCCAAGCGCCUUCUCUGAAUUCUAGUGAAUCGACAGAAAACGAACCUCAUCGACAAAAAGUAUAUGUUUUGAGAGAAAAACCAGUGACUCCGAUUCGAAUAGCGAAAAGAACAAGGACAAUGGUAUUGCCAAAUAUGAUUACGAAAAAAACGAGCGCAGAGUCAUUGCUCAUAGAAGAUGUCGAAGGCAAUGAAUAUAGGAUCAUAGACAAACGGAAGUCUUGGUCCGAUGAAACAACCGACACGAGACAAGAAAUGUUUUUCAAACAAGGAGACGCGGAAAUUUUACGUAUUAUGUCUAAUGAUUCGUUGGAAGUAAUGGACUCGGCGUCCAACGUGGGUGGAUUUAAUGCGUUUGACGAAUUGGCCGGUAAAAAAGUAAUUAUGAACAAGUUUUUGAACAGUCAACCGGACGAGAACGUGGUUAAAGAUCAAUACAAUGGAAGCGUCAAAGGAAAUGUAGAAAAAACGCAACUCGAAGAAUUAAAAAAAGAAGAUAUUGAAGAAGAACAAAAGAAAAUGACCGCAUUUCAAAGAGACGUGUUAUUAACCAAGUUUUUGGCGGAGGAACAACAAAAAUUGAUGACCAGACUGGAGACGACCAAAUUGGAAACUCGGAGUUUGCCGGGAGCUAAUAUGGCCACGCAGACGGAAACGCACGCUGGAACGCAGACGACUAGAUCGUGUUUGCGGGUCAGCGGCGGCGGCGGCGGCGGGCGACGGAGUCGGAGUUACGACGACCGGGAGUGUUCCAGGUCCGCGCACUGCCCGCGCCGGUCGUCCAGCAUGCCUCGCAGACAGUUGUUCAACAGUCCGAUCAUGGAGGAAACGGGCAGCGGGUCGGGCGCCAGCAGCGGCUUGCGGUCGUCGUUGGCCGGACGCGGAGCCACGGGACAGGGAUCGACCGCGGGCGGAUCGGGAUCGGUGGCCGGCGAGUCCGGCGCAGGAGCGAGAACGGGACCGGCACGGCGGCGACUGUUCGCCACGUCGUCGGCGUCGUCGUUGUCCGCGGACGUGCAGGGGGACGCGGAAAAGCGCAAGUCCCGGUCCUAUUCCAGUAUUCGGGAGCUCGACCUGGACAGGCAGCUGCAGUACAUGACGCCGUCGCUCAGGUCCAGGGCCUUGGCCCGGAGACGGUUGUCCACGUCUUUGCCGCCGCACGGUUACAGGGCGUCGUGCAGGUCCGUGCAGAUGUUGGAGAAGAAGAGCGUGUUCACCAUAGCGUACGGCGACGUGGCCACGCAGAAGAUCAACUGCAGCGCCGACUCGUCCUCCAACAAUUGGGAAUGAUAGCGAUGCGUUGGCGGCUUUCUGCACCCUCCGACCGGACCGUACCGUAUAUAAUAUAAUAUAUAUAAACUGUAGAUGACGUCGUACACUCGUCGUUGUGAUGACACUAAAACAUUAUUAUACAAUCAUGACCAAAAACCACUGUAAUAUUAUUAUAGAUAGGUAUUAUUAUAUAAAAUUGUUAAUAUUACGCCAUAAACCUUUAUAUUUAUGUACUCGUAUACUACUCAUUUAUUUAUUUUAGCAGAAUUUUAUUUUAUUUUGUUAUAUCUAUAUUAUACUAUUAUAUAUGUAUUUUAACGUUUACUUAUUUUUGUUUAAAUAUAUAUUAUAUUAUACAAAACGA